Bradysia coprophila is the source of this 1611-nucleotide messenger RNA. RefSeq names its product inactive peptidyl-prolyl cis-trans isomerase shutdown. Gene Ontology annotation, cellular component: cytoplasm. Gene Ontology annotation, biological process: piRNA processing; spermatogenesis. NCBI's taxonomy places the organism in Eukaryota, Metazoa, Arthropoda, Insecta, Diptera, Sciaridae. Gene Ontology annotation, molecular function: Hsp90 protein binding; peptidyl-prolyl cis-trans isomerase activity. The record is from RefSeq and is a predicted model, not a curated record.
GUUACAUUACAUUUUAAAUAAAAACCGCUCUAAUCAAUAACUUUCAUCGAAAUGACAAGAAGUUUCAAUAUUACCAACAUUACGGUGAUCAGUGUAAAACAAAGGCCCACAACAAACAUAACUACACAAAUAAAAAGAAAGAGUCAUUUGUGCUUAUCAAUGCUAUUGCAAUCAUAUAUAAACCACGAGUUGAUCCAGAUACUGCAAAUAAAAUAAGCAUAAUGCCGGUCGACGACUACUAUAACGCUAACGAUUUGGAGUUGGAGAAUCCGCUGAAUUUCGGAGACCUACUCAACAAAGGUGCAAGAUUCACGUUACAGUCAAAUUUGCAGGAAUGUAACGAAGAUGACGAGCUUUUCCCCGAACUAAUGACUGGUGAAGAGGGAAUUCCAUUCGAACAGAACGAAGUUCUGUCGCCGUGGGACCAGCCGUUUGCGGAACUCAUACCGUUAAUGACGGAAUUGAAAUUAACUGAUAUGCUCGACGGCACUACGUACACGAUUUACAAGAGAAUUGUCAAGCCACCAGUUGAUAAAGUGGAAAUAAGCGGAAGAUGUCGAGUGACGGUGGACUACAAUGCAUAUGGUGAACGAAAGACUAUUCCUUUCGACUCAACCAGCAUGCGGGGUGUACCUUUUACUUUCGAAACUGAUGACAAAUCAAUUUUACCCGGAUUUUUGGAAGCUGUUGCUUCAAUGAAACGAGAAGAAGAAUCUCAAUUUAUAAUUCCAUAUCAACUGCUAUAUGGUAAGCAUGGAUGCGAGCCACGUGUUGAGAAGGAAGCAGACGCUCUAUUCGUGAUUCGAUUGAUUAAAUUCAUCCAUAUCGGCGAUGAAGACGCAACCGAAAAGAUUGUUAACAACGAAGACCGAAAGAAAUACAGCGUAAUGAUUAGCCACGUCAUGGACGUUAAGGCUAGUGGAAUCGAUUAUUUUCAACGAGGUGCUUAUGUAAAGGCAGCGUCAGCUUUCCAUAAAGCCAUCAAAAGUUUGAGUUUUUGUCGAUUGGCCAACGAAGAAGAAGAGAAAGAGUGUCAAGAACAUCUCAUUAAGUUACACGUGAAUGCAAUGACUGCAUACAAUAAGAUGGAUAAUCCAAGAAAGGCUUGCCUAAUUUUUAACGAUCUCAGUCGUAUUAGCGAUACGAAGACGAAUGUAAAGGCUCUUUUUCAACACGGUAAGGCAUUGAUUUCUUUGUGCGAAUAUGAACGGGCUAAGAGCUCAUUGAAAAGAGCCAACCAACUGAAGCCGAGCGAUAACGACAUUGUUAAUCAGUUGAAAAUUCUCAAUGAGAAACAUAAUACCUACAAGAACGCAGAAUUGAAUUUGUGGCGGAAGGCGUUCGGAAAUGAUGAACCUGUCGUGCCAGCACAGGCUUCUUAUGGGGUUACCGAGGAAUUCAAAGAGACUGUCCAACGUUUGGUCACGGAUUUCAACAAGAAUCCGAACGAAUCCAGAAAGCAUAUACCCAGCCAUUUGAACAAUGACGAGAAGGCCUAUAUACGAGAUUUGAUUAAAGAUUUCAACAUGAAAUUGGUUAUUCCAGAGGUUGUGCAGGGUAAGAAAAUUUGCUAUUUGAGCAAAUAAAGCAUUUGUAAUCUCAUUUUCUCAU